Molecule: messenger RNA, 2445 nt
Organism: Struthio camelus australis
Lineage: Eukaryota; Metazoa; Chordata; Aves; Struthioniformes; Struthionidae
Gene: PGM2L1
Product: phosphoglucomutase 2 like 1
Biological process (GO): carbohydrate metabolic process
Cellular component (GO): nucleus
Molecular function (GO): glucose-1,6-bisphosphate synthase activity; intramolecular phosphotransferase activity
Source: RefSeq, a predicted model, not a curated record
AUGAGCGUCCCCUACACUCCAGCAGUUGGACACUGGACGAGUAUCCCCUAUGCUGCAGCGGUCGGACGCAGGAUGAGCGUCCCCUGCACUGAAGUGGUCGAAGGCCGGACAUGUAUUAGCAGAAGGUCCAAAGUGAGGGGUGGGAAAGCUGGAGUGGCUGAAAGUGGCUCGUACAUUGGCGGCAAUCGCUACCCGCAAGAAGCAGGACUCAAAGCUUGGCUGAGCUGGGACAAGAACCCCAAAACAAAAGAACAGAUUGAAAGCUUGCUACAGGAUGGAAAGCAUAAGGAAUUACGGGAUCGUCUCUGCUGCCGGUUGACCUUUGGGACUGCUGGGCUUCGCUCUGCUAUGGGAGCAGGCUUUUGCUACAUUAAUGAUCUUACAGUGAUCCAGUCAACACAGGGCAUCUACAAGUAUCUUGAGAGGUGUUUUUCAGACUUUAAGCAGAGAGGCUUUGUUGUUGGAUAUGACACACGAGGUCAGGUGACCAGCAACUGCAGCAGUAAGAAACUUGCAAAGCUCACUGCAGCAGUCCUCCUGGCUAAAGAUGUACCUGUGUACUUCUUUUCAACAUAUGUCCCUACGCCCUUUGUGCCCUAUGCUGUUCAGCAGCUCAAAGCUGUUGCUGGUGUGAUGAUCACAGCAUCACAUAACCGAAAGGAGGACAACGGAUACAAGGUUUAUUGGGAAAAUGGAGCACAGAUCACAUCACCUCAUGAUAAGGAAAUUAUAAAAUGUAUAGAAGAGUGCGUUGAACCAUGGAAUGGCUCUUGGAAUGAGAAUCUAGUAGAUACCAGUCCCCUUAGACAAGAUCCUCUGAAGAAAAUUUGUGACUGUUAUAUGGAAGAUCUGAAAAAGAUCUGUUAUCACAGGGAGCUAAACAUGCAAACAAACUUGAAGUUUGUUCAUACCUCGUUUCAUGGAGUCGGACAUGACUACGUGCGGCUGGCUUUUAAAGCGUUUGGCUUUCAGCCCCCCAUUCCAGUACCUGAACAAAAAGAUCCAGAUCCAGACUUCUCUACUGUCAAAUGUCCAAAUCCUGAAGAAGGAGAAUCUGUGCUGGAGUUGUCACUGAGGCUUGCAGAGAAAGAAAGUGCUAGAGUAGUAGUGGCCACUGAUCCAGAUGCAGAUAGAUUAGCAGUGGCAGAACAACGGGAGAAUGGCUGCUGGAAGGUGUUCACUGGAAACGAGCUAGCAGCUUUGUUUGGGUGGUGGAUGUUUUCUUGCUGGAAGGAAAACUGUUCCAAAGAUGCUGAUGUGAAGAAUGUUUACAUGUUAGCGACCACAGUCUCCUCUAAAAUUUUGAGGGCAAUUGCACUUAAAGAAGGAUUUCACUUUGAAGAAACACUCCCUGGUUUUAAAUGGAUUGGAAGUAGAGUGAAAGAUCUCCUAGAUAACGGAAAAGAAGUUCUCUUUGCCUUUGAAGAGUCCAUUGGGUUUAUGUGUGGUACAUCAGUGUUGGAUAAAGAUGGUGUAAGUGCUGCUGUGGUCGUAGCUGAAAUGGCAACUUACCUGGAAGGCAAGAACCAGACGCUAGCACAGAAACUCACCAAGAUAUAUGAAAUGUAUGGAUAUCAUAUAUCAAAGACUUCCUAUUUCUUGUGCUAUGAUCCUCCUACUAUCAAAAGGAUAUUUGAAAAGCUUCGGAACUUCGAUGGCCCUCAGUCUUAUCCAAAGUUUUGUGGUGUUUAUAACGUAUUACAUGUACGAGAUAUUACCACGGGCUAUGAUAGCAGUCAACCGAAUAAGAAAUCGGUGCUGCCGGUGAGUAAAAGCAGUCAGAUGAUCACUUUUACAUUUCAAAAUGGUUGUGUUGCCACCCUUCGGACAAGUGGAACGGAACCAAAGAUCAAGUAUUACGCAGAGAUGUGCGCGCUACCCGAACAGAGUGACAGAACCUUUCUUGAGGAAGAACUUCAGAAGCUUAUUGAGGCUUUAAUUGAGAAUUUUCUUGAACCUGAUAAGAAUGGACUGAUCUGGCGUUCUGCUUAGAGCUCCUAUAACUGGUGUUUAAAGAAGUGACUGCUUGCACUGCAUCACGUGAAGCAAAGGAACCAAGAACAGGACUCCAUUUAACGUGUGUGUGUGUGUGUGUUUAAACAAACAGCUACAUUUUUAACCUAUAUAGAAGCAGCAUUUUUUUGUCAGCUUUUUCACCAGAGUCCAGGCUAAUAAACUGGAACAAGGGGAGAGGAAGUGAAGGAGAGGGAUGGAAUUUAUUAUCUAGAAUUUCCCGUUCUUUUGACCAAAAGAAUAAUUAAAUUAUACCAAUGCAAAUGAUCUCCUGUAGCAGGUUUGAGACAGCUAAUUUUAGCCACUGGACUUUGUUUUUAAACUAAUUUCAGGUACCCAGUACUUCUUUGUGUGAAAAGGCUUUAAAAUCUGGUAGUCAUAGUAUUUGAAGGAAAUGAUCAUGCCAAACUGACAAAAAAAAAAAAAAAAAAA